AUGGCUCUGAGGUCUGACAAGAUGUCGUGGAAAAUCGCGAAGAAGUUGAAGGACACCCAUCUGGCCCCUCUUGCUAACUCAUUUGGCCGAUCCUCCUCUACUUCUACAAUCAAGCCUGAUUCUGCGGAUGACAAUGCUUCUCUCACACCGACAGUGUCAGCCACUGCCAAUCCCACAACCCCAAAUAAUGGCAUUGUUGCUUCCGAAGCCUUAGUUUCACCCCCAGCCACUCCAGUGAACCCCGGAAUCUUGAUCGUUACUCUUCAUGAAGGCCGAGGUCUCUCAUUAUCCAACCACUACCAGAACCUUUUCAAUCAACACUUCCAAAAUAACUACAGUGGACCAAUUAGACCCAACUCAUCCUCUUCUCACACAGGCCAUACGCCAGUUGCCAGCUCUUAUGCUCAAACCGGUCGACCGCAAUCCACUAGUGGCGGUAUUAACGCUGCCCCGACGAUCCACGGGCGCUACUCGACUAAAUAUCUGCCAUAUGUACUUCUCGACUUUGAUAAGCUACAAGUUUUUGUCGACGCCGUUUCUGGAACACCGGAAAAUCCAUUAUGGGCUGGGGAUAACACUUCGUUUAAAUUCGAUGUGUCUCGAGUAACCGAGUUGAAUGUCCAGGUGUACCUGCGGAACCCUGCUGCUCGACCCGGUGCUGGUCGAAGUGAGGACAUAUUCUUGGGCAUUUGUCGAAUUCGUCCCCGUUUCGAAGAGGCCCCUAAGUUUGUCGAAGACCCCAAGGCUAGCAAAAAAGACCGAGAAAAGGCAGCAGCAGCUUUUGCUCAACAGGAACGUCAACGCGGCCAAGUUGGCGCAGAAUGGAUAGAUUUGCAAUUCGGCACUGGUGCCAUCAAAGUCGGGGUCUCCUUCGUGGAGAAUAGGCAACGGAGCCUCAAGAUGGAUGAUUUUGAUUUGCUCAAGGUCGUUGGCAAGGGUAGUUUCGGGAAGGUGAUGCAAGUCAUGAAACGCGAUACCGGCCGAAUCUAUGCCAUGAAAACCAUCCGCAAAGCCCACAUUAUCUCACGUUCAGAGGUAGAGCACACACUGGCAGAAAGAUCUGUCCUUUCGCAAAUCAACAACCCUUUCAUUGUCCCACUUAAGUUUUCAUUCCAGUCACCCGAGAAGCUUUACCUCGUUCUAGCCUUCGUGAACGGGGGGGAACUAUUCCAUCAUCUUCAAAAAGAACAACGAUUUGACAUCAACAGGGCCAGAUUCUAUACUGCGGAGCUUCUGUGUGCCUUGGAGUGCUUGCACGGUUUUAAAGUUAUCUAUCGUGACCUUAAGCCGGAAAAUAUCUUGCUGGACUACACUGGCCACAUUGCUUUGUGCGAUUUCGGUCUUUGUAAACUCGGCAUGAAAGAUGAGGAUCGGACUAAUACGUUCUGUGGGACUCCCGAAUACCUUGCUCCAGAGCUCCUUCUUGCGAACGGUUAUACGAAAUCCGUUGAUUGGUGGACUUUGGGGGUUCUUCUUUAUGAGAUGCUGACAGGCUUGCCACCGUUCUAUGACGAAGAAACCAAUGAGAUGUACCGCAAGAUUUUGCAAGAACCUCUUACUUUCCCGAGUUCCGAUAUCGUUCCUCCCGCUGCUAGAGACCUCUUAACUCGACUUCUCGAUCGCGAUCCGCAUCGCCGUUUGGGGGCCAAUGGUGCUGCUGAAAUUAAAGCGCAUCACUUCUUUGCAAAUAUUGAUUGGCGCAAAUUGCUUCAACGCAAGUAUGAGCCUAGCUUCCGCCCAAAUGUGGUUGAUGCUCUCGAUACCGCAAAUUUCGAUAGCGAGUUCACAUCCGAGGCCCCGACCGAUUCGUAUGUCGAAGGCCCCCUCCUUUCCCAGACCCUUCAGAAACAAUUUGAGGGCUGGUCCUACAACCGUCCAGUUCCCGGCCUCGGUGAUGCCGGGGGCAGCGUGAGGGACCCAGCAUUCGGCAGCAUUACCGAGUAG
This is a messenger RNA of Uncinocarpus reesii 1704, 1944 nucleotides long. RefSeq names its product serine/threonine-protein kinase gad8. The transcript has 6 exons. Bases 1 to 1944 code for a protein of 647 amino acids. The record is from RefSeq and is a predicted model, not a curated record. NCBI's taxonomy places the organism in Eukaryota, Fungi, Ascomycota, Eurotiomycetes, Onygenales, Onygenaceae. Gene Ontology annotation, biological process: protein phosphorylation. Gene Ontology annotation, molecular function: ATP binding; protein serine/threonine kinase activity.